Molecule: messenger RNA, 7719 nt
Organism: Sinocyclocheilus anshuiensis
Lineage: Eukaryota; Metazoa; Chordata; Actinopteri; Cypriniformes; Cyprinidae
Product: histone acetyltransferase KAT6A-like
Exons: 17
Coding region: 735-7232 (2165 amino acids)
Biological process (GO): nucleosome assembly; regulation of transcription by RNA polymerase II
Cellular component (GO): chromatin; nucleosome; nucleus
Molecular function (GO): DNA binding; histone H3 acetyltransferase activity; chromatin binding
Source: RefSeq, a predicted model, not a curated record
GAUGGCGUCGGCUCUGGAGCCACUGCUCUGUGGCUGCAUUUUUGGGCUUGUUGUUGUCUGUGUUUCGAACGCGUUCUGGCACCUUCCCCGCGUCCACUCGAUCCAAAAUCCCGGUUGCAGGAGCUUCUGAAGAAUACUACUCUGUAGGAUGAUGGUCAGCCUGCGUUGCUUUCUGGAGUAAGGGAUCUGUUCUGGACCGCUUGUUCCAGCUGCGCUAGGAGGUUCAAGACAGGCAGUACUUUCACACUUGCAUUUCCUUACUACAAAAGUGCUGCUACAAUUCUUUACAAAGAUGCUCCAUCUAAACGGAUAACACUAACCGUCAGGAUCGAGGAUUCUACCAGACUGACUGCUUUGAGACGGGCGGAUAAGACGACACCCAAGGCUCUUGCAACUCUACUUUCUCUUGGAGUAGUUGCUGUCUGUUGCAUUCUUUGCUUUGGUGUGGCAGCCCUUCAGAAGGAAGGGUCACUGGGUUAGAGGGAUCUGUUCUAGGGUGGGGGGGGCGGGGGGAUUUUGGGAGCCUAUGCUAUGGUGAUCGGCUCCCUCUCUAACAACUCCUGCUCAGGCACAGAGAGACUUACUACACCUCCCCGGGACAAAGCAUAGCCUCCUGGACGAAGAGAGAGGAGGAGGAGGACAACGACGAGGCAGCGCCAGGGCUGAGGCCACUGGGUGCUUCCUAACGGUUGUGAGAGUGUGUUGGGCCUUGGCCCAGCAGUGUUACAGCAGCCAUGGUGAAGCUGGCCAACCCGUUGUACACCACCUGGAUCUUGGAAGCCAUCAAGAAGGUAAAAAAGCAAAAGCAGCGCCCGUCCGAAGAGCGUAUCUGCAAUGCUGUGUCAAUGUCCCAUGGGCUUGACCGCAAGACGGUCCUGGAGCACCUUGAGCUCAGCGUUAAAGAUGGCUCCGUACUCAAGGUGUCCAAUAAGGGGCUCAACUCCUACAAGGACCCCGAUAACCCUGGACGCUUGGGGUUCACAAAACCUCGGGCGGGAGGCAGUUCCAGCACCUCCAGCUCGAGUAAAAAACCUGGUUUGGACUGGAACAAGCUCAUCAAGCGCUCUCUAGAGGGGCUUCACGAACCCGGCGGAUCAUCCCUGAAGAGCAUCGAACGCUUUCUGAAGUGCCAGGCAGAUGUUGCAGGUUAUCUGUCUGGCAGCGGCUCUAUGGGGCCGGGCCUUUUCCACCAGCAUCUCCGACUGUCUCUGAAGCGGGCCGCUUCUCGCGGACGGGUGGUAAAACAAGGGCCGCUCUUCCGGUUGGUAAGCAGGAGUUCUCAUAACGACGGGACGGGCUGCGUUUCUCUGGAUUCUCUGCCUCCGGUUCGUCUGCUGCCUCAUGAACAAGAUCGGCCUGUGGCAGAGCCCAUACCCAUUUGUAGUUUCUGUUUGGGGACCAAGGAACAGAACCGCGACAAGAAACCCGAAGAGCUCAUCUCCUGUGCAGACUGUGGGAACAGCGGGCACCCAUCCUGUCUGAAGUUCUCUCCAGAGCUCACAGCACGGGUCAAAGCUCUGUGGUGGCAGUGUAUCGAGUGCAAAACCUGCAGCAGCUGCCAGGACCAAGGGAAAAAUGCAGACAACAUGUUGUUCUGUGACUCCUGUGACCGAGGUUUCCACAUGGAGUGCUGUGACCCCCCACUGAUGCGAAUGCCAAAAGGUAUGUGGAUCUGUCAGAUCUGUCGGCCAAGAAAAAAGGGAAGAAAGCUCUUGCAUGAAAAAGCAGCUCAAAUCAAGCGGCGAUAUAAUGCACCACUUGGGCGACCGAAGGGCAGACCGGGCCGUCCCUUUAAGAAGCUUCGAGGUGGUGGGCGUGGCAGGAGGCGGGCCACUGGAGGCGUUGACCAAUGUUCACAAGGCUCCUCCUCCCCACACUCCUCCUCCAGUUCCUCAUGCGAAGGCUAUCCCGGCGACGAUCGCAUGCUGUUCUCUCUCAGAGAAGACCAUUCUGCGCAUGGCGGCCUGCGUUUCAACAAGAAAACAAAGGGUCUGAUCGACGCCCUCAGCAAGUUCUUCACGCCAUCCCCGGAGGGACGGAAAGCCCGAGCUGAAGUGGUGGACUAUUCCCAGCAAUAUCGUAUACGCAAGAAGAGCAACCGCAAGGGCGAGCAUGAUGACCCGACAGGAGACAAUCAGGAGUGUGGAGACAACUGGCGGGAGGACGAAGACAAACUGCCAGGACACGAGAACCUAACUGAGAAAGAUAUGGAGCUCUUUAGGCACAUUCAGGAUCUGGCACUACAGAAAGUCGGGGUGACUGGUCCACCGGAUCCCCAAAUGCGCUGCCCAUCUGUUAUAGAGUUUGGGAAGUAUGAAAUUCAGACGUGGUACUCUUCUCCAUACCCACAGGAGUACAGCAGUCAACCAAAGGUUGAAAACAUCUUUUCUACACUCCAGGUGGAUGGAAAUGUCAGCACAAUAUACUGUCAGAAUCUGUGCCUGCUAGCCAAGCUCUUCCUGGACCAUAAGACGCUGUAUUAUGACGUGGAGCCCUUCCUCUUCUAUGUGCUCACACAGAAUGACAGUAAGGGCUGCCAUCUCGUAGGAUACUUUUCAAAGGAGAAGCAUUGUCAACAAAAGUAUAACGUAUCCUGCAUUAUGAUUCUUCCACAAUACCAGCGCAAGGGCUAUGGGCGAUUCCUCAUUGACUUCAGUUACCUGCUGUCUAAGAGGGAAGGCCAGCCGGGUUCACCAGAGAAGCCAUUGUCAGACCUGGGCCGGCUUUCCUACAUGGCAUAUUGGCGUAGUGUGGUGCUGGAGUGCCUACAUGAGAUCAGCGAUCGACAGCUCACCAUCCGCAAACUCAGCAAAGUCACUGGCAUUUGUCCUCAAGAUAUCACAGCCACUCUGCUUAAUCUGAAUAUGCUGGAACAGAGAGGAGACCGAGUGAUUAUCCUGCGAAGAGAGAAACUGGUGGCCUCGCACAUGGCCCGACUUAAAGCCAAACCUCGGCUCCUUGAAGUUGAUCCAGACUGCUUGCGCUGGACGCCUGUUAUCGUCACCAACACAGUAGUAACUGAAGGAGAAGGGGAUGAAGAUGAGGAAGAGGAAGGAGGAGAGGAGGAACCUAAAGCUAUCAAACCCAGCCACAAGAGCUCCCCACUCUCUUGGCAUUUGAAAGGGGAACGGGAAAAGGAGGGAGAGAAAAAGAGCUUCCCAGCGUUCCCAAAAAAGCAAAGCUCUUCUCCAUCCUCUUCUGUUUGCAACAGUGUUCUCAGUCCUGAGCGUUCUCCCCUUUUUCUUACGGCUAAUGGGGAGCGCAGGGGACCUGGCCGCCCUCCCAAAAACUGGUUAUGGGGCAAGGUGAAGGAUGUACCACGUACAGGACCAGGUCGACCCCGUAAACUAAGGCCCCCGGAGGAGGAGGAGGAGGAUGAUGAUGAAGAAGAGGAGGAGGAGGAUGAUGAAGAGGAUGAAAGAACUGGCAUUAAUAAAGAGGAGGAGGAUGAUGAAGAGGAUGAAAGAACUGGCAUUAAUAAAGUGACAACAUCACCGAUGCUCUUGACUUUAGAAAAUGAGCCUGACUCCACAUCAGCCUGUCCCUUGGAGGCUUCUAGGCACCCCGCAGUUCCACAGUCACACAGCAGAGGGCGGCCUCCACGGAAAAAGCGUGGCCCAAAACGCAGGCUUAGUGAGGAGCCUGAAGAUGGCCUGCCAUCUUUGCCCCACACCACAAGGCUGAGUGAACCCUCGCCAGCCUUCAUCAGUGAGAGCAGUGAAGAUGAGGAUGAAGAUGAUGAGGAAGAGUUGAGUCGUUCACCACCUGUCCUCACCAAACCCACAUUAGGGCUUAAAUGCAAGUCUCAGAAGUCCUUGCGGAAGAGGCGUGUGCAUCAGCGCAGCCAUCCUCACAGCAGCGUCGUUACAGAGACCAUCUCGGAGACAACUGAAGUUCUGGAUGAGCCAUUUGUUGAUUCAGAUUCUGAAAGACCCAUGCCCAGGCUAGAAGAAGAAACUCCAUUUGUCAACCCUCUCCGACGCUACGCAGCAGCCCGCAAACACAUGGGACAUGCUCCAAAAAGCAUCAACAGAGGCAAUCUGACUGAAUCGGAGGAAGACGAUCCCACUCCUGUGCUGAAGCCAGUUGCUGUCCUGAGAAAACCUGAACCUUCAGAGGCCACACAGAGAACAGGGGCAACAGCUGAGAUGCCUGAGGUUCCAGUAAAAAGAAAGAAAGGCUGGCCUAAGGGCAAGAGUCGCAAGCCACUCCACUGGAAGAAGCGUCCAGGCAGAAAGCCUGGUAGUGGAGCCGGUCAGACAGCUGACACCAGUCUAGCAGAUCCAUCCUCAGAGGACCCACCACCUCCAAAGAUCAAAAUGAAGCCUGGCCGGAAACCUCGCAGCUAUUACCUGCAGCGUGCACAAGAGGAAGCAUCCAGACAGGAGUUUGAGCGAAGCCAAUUAGCUCAAGAGCAGCUAGACAAUUCAACACUGGAGGACAAAACCUGUAAAAGGACAGCCAGAGCCUUAAGCCCUGAGAAACAGAAAGACUCAGAAGAGGAGGACGAUCUCCUUCAGGACUUCAGAGAGCCAUCCAAACCCAAAAGGCGAGGUCGGCCUCCAAAAAAUGGCAACCUCCCUCCCCCUGUACCCAAACCACCUCCUGUGUCUGAGCCAGAAGACGAAGAUGAGGAGGAGGAAGACCAACCAUGGUCAGUUGAGAAGAUCAGCCGUCCUCCUUCUCGUACCAUGUCGCAGUCUUCCAGCACCAGAGUUUCUCAGCCGAGAGCUGAUGCAGAGGAAGAUGAAGAGCGGGAUGAUGAAGAUUGCGAUAACGGGGUUAAUCGGAGACCAGCAGCAACACCAGGCUCAGGAAGCCGGCGCAGCGACGAUCACGACGCCGACGACGAAGGGGAUGGUCGUCUCGAAGAGAAAAGUGACAGCAGCAGUAGCAGUAAAAGAAGAAAGGGCCAAGACUCUGAGGAUGAUGUUGAGGAGCAAGAAGACGAAGAGGAACCAUCAUCACCUGCUCGCUCUCCCCCCGUGAAAGAAGAACCCCAGAGCAGUGAGGGUUUUUUAGACAUACAGACAAACGUGGCAAGGGAUUACGUCAGCAAACAGGAAGAAGUUGAAGGCGAGGAGGAGGAUGCAGAGGAAGUACAGGAGGUGAAGACGAGCUCUGCUGAUACGGAUGAACGCCGCCGACGAGAGCAGGAGGAAUCUGCGGCAGCCGCGGCGGCUGUAGAGACUGUAACCGCAAUCGUGGUGCCUUCUGAGCCGCUGGAAAUGCAUCCAUUACACGUUGAGGAUAAGACCGCGCACAUGAUAGAGGCUGAGCAUUCACACCAGCAUCCCGACUUCAAAGAUGACUUGAGUCACCAGCAACACGCGAAUCACCACAGCAGCGAGCUGGAUCUGGAAACCGUGCAAGCUGUACAGUCUCUCACGCAAGGCGAGGCCCAAGAGGAGGAUGCAGAGUCUCACGGAGCUUACCAGGAUUGUGAAGAGACGCUAGCUGCCUGCCGAACUCUGCAGAGCUACAGCCACGGUGAGGGUGAUGAGGAAACGCUAGCUCUGGUGGAGGAUUGCGGAGCCUCCCAGCACAGUCCCAUGCCUAACCCACCCAUGCCUACGUUACCAAACCAGUCUGUCCGUUCAGUCAGCAGCCCUGGGGUGACUCCUGGUCCUAUGGAUCCCGGAUCGGGAGUGCCUGGUCCUACAGCAACUGGAGGGGGAGCAAGUGGAGCGUAUACCCAAAUAACCCCAGAGCAUCCCAGCUCUCUAUCCGCUCCCUCAUUGCAAAACCUAGAGACCUCUCCUAUGAUGGACGUGCCAUCUGUUUCCGACCAUUCCCAACAAGUGGUAGACAGUGGAUUUAGUGAUUUGGGCAGCAUUGAAAGCACUACGGAAAACUACGACAAUCCGAGCAGCUACGAUUCAACGAUGGGCGGCAACGGAGGAGGGAAUGGAAGUAACGGAGGUGGCAUGUCCGCAGCGGCGGUAGCGUCCUCCUCGUCUUCGUCCUCAAGUUCAACCACACCUUCGUCGUCUUCGCAAGGCAGCAGCUGCUCCUUCAUCUCCACGUCCUCCAGCACAGGAGUCGGCUCUCAGAUCGCCAUGGGCAGCUGUAGCCUUAUCCAGCAAGCUGGUCCUGGACAAAACGGCGGAAACGGUGCACCACAACCUCCUCCUCCGCCUCCGCCUUCCUCUAGCACUCCGAGUUGCGGAAUAAAAUCUCCACAAGGCUGCGUCAUUGAAAGACCGCCAAGUGCCAGCCAGCAGCAGCAACAGAAAAAAGUCUCACAACCGACUCAACAACAACAGCAGCAGCAAAACCCUCAACCGCAGCCUCCUCCUCAACCGCCUCCUCCUCAACAGCAAUCGCUCUCGCAGUGCAGUAUGGGAAACGGCUUCGCUUCCACACCCAUGAUCAUGGAGAUUCCCGAGAGCGCUGGCAGCGCCGGAGGAGGCCGGAGUUUGUAUGACCGCAUGGGACAAGACUUCGGCGCCGGCGGUUACAGUCAACACUCUGCUUCUUUCAGUUUAGCCAAACUCCAGCAGCUAACCAACACCAUCAUGGACCCCCAUGCAAUGUCUUAUUCGCAUUCGGCUGCGGUCACCUCAUACGCGACGAGCGUUUCGUUAUCCAACCCAGGCUUGGCGCAGCUCGCUUCUUCUCCACACCCGCCUUUGCCCCAAGCCCAGCCCACUAUGACUCCACCUCCAAAGUUGAGUUCUGGCUCCAUGAAUCUCGGUUCCCCUUUGAUCCAGUGCAACAUGACAGGCGCCAACAUUGGAUUGCCUCCUCCUCCGCACACGCAGCGUUUGCAAGGCCAGAUGGCCGCAGUCAAAGGCCACAUUUCAAUCCGCUCCAAAGCCUCUCAGAUUCCUACAGGCUCCCCGCACCAGCAGCAAUUGUACAGCCGCAGCUCUGGCGCUGUGACCAUGCAAGGCUCUCCGCGAACUUUAGCGGUGCAACGUGGCAUGAUGACGAACCUCAUGCCAACCCCUGCCGCUUACAACUCCAUGAACAUGAAUCCGCUCAAUGCUGCCAUGUCUGCAGGCUACCGAAUGCCACAGCCCAUGAUGAACAGCGGGUACCACAGUAACCCACCUUACAUGAACCAGCCAGCCCAGUACCCCAUGCAAAUGCAAAUGGGCAUGAUGGGAGGCCAGGCUUAUCCGCAGCAGCCUAUGCAGCCCAAUCAUCAUGGCAACAUGAUGUACACGGGCCCCUCGCACCACAGCUACGCUGGCGUCCCCAAGCAGUCUCCAUACAUGAGCAGAUGAGCGGCAGAGAACGAGCAGAGAGAGAGACGUUCCCCACCGGACUCUGCAUCGCUGUACUUUAUCCAUUUGUAUCCACCACCCUCCAAAGUCUGGGCGAAAAAAGAUAAAGUGAGCUUGGUGGAGGAAGAGGACAUAGAGACUGCGACGAUUUCUUUUCCUUUCUAAAUGUGUUGUCGCCAAGCUCUGAUCCUUUUUAGGUUCAUUUCCCAAUUGCCCUGAGCUGGGGAGAUGAUCUAAUAGACCUUUAUUGUGGCAAGUGUCAUGCUCCCACAGACCCUGUGUGGUGGACCAACAGGGUUGGUUUCCACCGAAAUUCGAGACCGAAGGGGCGAAGCAUCAAAGCAGCUACAGGGGAAGUGGACCUAUUUUUUCAAACUGAGAAACAUGCAUUUAUGCUGUUAUUGAACAUGCAUCGAAUCAUGCACACAAUCGUUCAACUGACAUAGGAAGCCUUACCUAAAAAAAAAAAGAGACAAAAUAAUCGUAG